Adineta steineri is the source of this 387-nucleotide messenger RNA. The record is from the annotation of a GenBank genome assembly. NCBI's taxonomy places the organism in Eukaryota, Metazoa, Rotifera, Eurotatoria, Adinetida, Adinetidae.
AUGAGUCGUCUGAUAUUAUGCAAUGCAACAUUAACUAUGGCUGGUAUAUCUACACUAGUUGCUUCAUUUAGUGGUUCUCAUAUUCUUUCUCAUAUAAGUUAUGCUUCAUUUUUUGGUUUCUUUUCCGGUGGUUAUAUUGGUUUAACUUCAAUAAUUACUGUUGAUCUUGUUGGUAUUGCAACUGCUAUUGGAACUCCGGUGGUUGGUGCAAUCUGUAAUGUAUUUGAAUCACAUAAUAAUCCAUUUCUUUGGUCUUAUUUUAUUUUUGGUGUUUUUGUUGUAUUAAGUGGUUGUAUUCUAUUUGCAAUUCCUGCAUUGAUACGAAGACAAAAAGCUCAACAGAAUAUAACUAAACAUCAAGCGGACAUAAAUGUUCUUUCUCAUUAA